Phyllostomus discolor (pale spear-nosed bat) is the source of this 2401-nucleotide messenger RNA. RefSeq names its product inhibitor of growth family member 2 (gene ING2). The transcript is spliced from 2 exons. Lineage: Eukaryota; Metazoa; Chordata; Mammalia; Chiroptera; Phyllostomidae. Gene Ontology annotation, biological process: positive regulation of DNA-templated transcription. The record is from RefSeq and is a predicted model, not a curated record. The coding region runs from base 231 to 1082 and encodes 283 amino acids. Gene Ontology annotation, cellular component: nucleus.
GAUCUCGCCCCGCCCCUGGGCUUGUUACCACGGGGGCGGGGAGUGAGGGCUUCUUUUGGGGGGAGUGGAGAUCAGGGGACUCGGCUGUGCCCUCCUAAGCGACGGCCGGUGUGCCCGCGGCGCCGGGCUGCGGAGCAGAGGGGCCGCGGCGGCCGCGGCUGUUGCAUGUGUGGCUGCUGGAUGCGGAGGCGGCGGCGACGGCGGCGGCGAGGGGCAGCAGCGGCGGCAGGAUGUUAGGGCAGCAGCAGCAGCAGCAGCAGCAACUCUACUCGUCCGCGGCGAUUCUGACCGGGGAGCGGAGCCGGCUCCUCACCUGCUACGUGCAGGACUACCUCGAGUGUGUGGAGUCGCUGCCCCACGACAUGCAGAGGAACGUGUCUGUGCUGCGGGAGCUGGACAACAAAUAUCAAGAAACAUUAAAGGAAAUCGAUGAUGUCUAUGAAAAAUAUAAAAAAGAAGAUGAUUUAAACCAGAAGAAACGCCUACAGCAGCAUCUCCAGAGAGCAUUAAUCAACAGUCAGGAAUUGGGAGAUGAGAAAAUUCAGAUUGUCACCCAAAUGCUCGAAUUGGUGGAAAAUCGGGCCAGGCAAAUGGAGCUACACUCGCAGUGUUUUCAAGAUCCUGCUGAAAGUGAACGAGCCUCAGACAAAGCCAAAAUGGAUUCCAGCCAACCGGAAAGAUCGUCCAGGAGACCCCGGAGACAGCGGCCCAGUGAGAGCCGCGAUUUGUGCCACAUGACCAAUGGCAUUGAAGACUGUGACGAUCAGCCGCCUAAGGAGAAGAAAUCCAAGUCAGCCAAGAAAAAGAAGCGCUCCAAGGCCAAGCAGGAGAGGGAAGCUUCUCCCGUCGAGUUUGCAAUAGAUCCCAAUGAACCCACGUACUGUUUAUGCAACCAAGUGUCUUACGGGGAGAUGAUCGGAUGUGACAAUGAACAGUGUCCAAUCGAGUGGUUCCACUUCUCGUGUGUUUCACUGACCUAUAAACCAAAGGGGAAGUGGUACUGCCCAAAGUGCAGGGGGGAUAAUGAGAAAACGAUGGACAAAAGUACUGAAAAGACGAAAAAGGAGAGAAGGUCGAGGUAGUAGAGGCCAUCCACGUUUUAAAGGGUUGUCUUUUAUAUAAUACUUUCAGGAUUUCCUUUCAGAAAAUGUUUUAGGGUAAAUGCAUAAGACUAUGCAAUAAUUUUUAAUCAUUAGUAUUAACGGUGUAUUAAAAGUUGUUGUACUUUGUCUGUGACCUUAAUUUUCUGCACUGAGUUACCAAAUACUUCAAACCAGGUAGUCUGUAGAUCACCUGACGGAAGGGGCAAGAAGUAGGGAGAGGGCGGCGUGAGCAUUAGAGACACUUCGCAAGCCAUGCCUAGUUCAUUUCACCUAAUAUGCAACGCUGUUUUGGGGGGUUAAUACCAAAGUUUUGUUAGCAUUUUGGUUCUACACACUUUAAACAAUUCAGAUAAUAGGUGGAGUACUCUGCAAGCGUUAGAAUUGCCAUGGGCAUUUAAAGUGCACACACCGCACACCUGUUAGAGCCGCUUUCCCCAGCCCCACGCACGCACGCACUCGUUCACCCGGAGUCUUCCGGCAUCCAGGGGACCGGAGAUAGCGAUCUGGGGUUCCACAUGGAACGAUGUGCUCUUCAGGAGAGGGGUUGCUGCUGUCUUUUCACUAGCGGCAUUCUGAUGCACCGUCAGCAGCCCAGUUGCAGAUGCCUUGCAGGUGUACCCUAUCUAAUGCGUAACGAGGGGGUUGCGUGUUGUUUUCAUUGGAACGGGUAAGGGUAGUUACAGUACCAAAAACGCUGCCAUCGGCUUAUAUCAGCAAAAUUUGGGUUACGUAGGAUCAUGGGUCAAGGUUGAGCAAUUUGAGAAAAUGCGUCUUAUUUAAUAUUUUCUACACUGACCCACUGCUGGGAGGCCUAGACACAGGCCUGUCACUGGGAAAAGGGCAUAUACUAAUCUUUAAAUGUUGCCUUUAUGUCAAACAGUAGCUUACAUAAUUUUGCUAUUGGCUAUAGUUCAUUUUCUGUCCCAAUCAGUGAUUAUAUAUUAAGUAACAGUGUAUUUACUUUCUUAACUUUCUGGUAUUGGUGCUGUUUGAUGUCUUUACGUUUAAUGAACUAAUUUCAUUAUAACAAUGCAAUUAAUAAUGUAUUUGUAAAUUGAAUUUUCCAAAAUCCUAAUAUUUUAAGGGUAAGCAUCUUGCUGGGUACUAUGUCCAUACACGCAGAGAAUUUGGGGGUUUUUGGCGGGGAGGGGGCAGCGGACUGGUCAGUCCUUUAGAUCUGUGUGUAACAUACUUUUUACUCCUCAUUUCUUCCUAAUCUGGUGAUCUUGAUUCUUUUUGAUUAACAUGUGAAAAAUUCUGUCUGCUUAUUUGGAAAAAAAAAUUGUUUUUUUUCUCUU